Molecule: messenger RNA, 2347 nt
Organism: Caenorhabditis angaria
Lineage: Eukaryota; Metazoa; Nematoda; Chromadorea; Rhabditida; Rhabditidae
Source: the annotation of a GenBank genome assembly
AUGGAGUCGAUAACAAAUGGUGAGAUAAAUGAGGGACCUAGGAAUUCUUGAACCUGUUCUGAUUGUGAAAAACUUGGAACAUCAAGUUUUUUGUAUUAUGGUCACUUGUAGAUCAUCCUCAUUUUAUUGUAAAUAAAUAGAAGUAGGCUAGGUUGAUAACCGAGGAAAGAAGGAUCAAAAAACUGAUUAAGCGAGUCACCAACUAACUAGACUUUUUCUAUCAAAACAGUGUAAUAAUUUUCCAGAUAAUCCAUCGGCUACCACAACAUUGUUAGGAAAUGAAGAUGGAAAUAGUGAAUGGUCUAAUAUCGUUACGUUACAAUGGAAUAAUAUUCGUGUGAAAACUAAGGCUGGAAGAGUUUUACUGGAUGGUGUUAGUGGAUGUGCUGUUCCGGGAGAAGUUGUUGCAUUGAUGGGUGCGUCUGGUGCGGGGAAAACUACUUUACUCAACACUUUAUUGCAACGAAAUCUGAAAGUGAGUUCAAAAAAAAACGAAAUUUAUUAAUAGAGUUGAAAAUUCGCUCUAAUGCAAACGGGUCCCACACCGAUUGACUGGCUCUAAAAAGAAUUGCCUUGAAAAUUCAAAAAUAAUUACUUAUUUUGUCAAAAAAAGUGUUUUUUCAGGGUCUUGAAGUGGAAGGUGAAAUCUUGGUGAAUGGUCAAAACAUUGGAAAAGGUGUCACAAGUGUUUCAGCCUAUGUUCAACAAGAGGAUUUAUUUCUGGGAACACUAACAGUCCGUGAACAUUUGGAGAUUCAAGCAAAAUUGCGAUUACCAUCUAGUUUUUCGGCGGAGGACAGGAAAAAUCGAGUAGAUGAUGUGAUGCGCGAAAUGAUGCUGGAAAAGCCGGCAAAAAGUCGAAUCGGUGUGCCGGGAAUCAAAAAAGGUAUCUCUGGAGGAGAAAUGAAAAGAUUGGCGUUUGCAGCUGAGAUGAUUAAUAAUCCUCCAAUAAUUUUUUGUGAUGAACCAACAACUGGUCUCGAUUCUCAUAUGUCUUUGCAAGUUGUCAAAGCUUUGGAAGAAAUGGCUGUCGAAAAGGGAAAAACGAUAAUUUGCACGAUACAUCAGCCAUCAUCCGAAGUGUUUGAGAUGUUUGACAAAGUUGUGUUUCUUGCGCAGGGAAAAAUCGCGUUUCAUGGAGCGAUUGAUGAGGCAAUUCAUCAUUUUGCGGAUUCAGGAUUUAUGGUUCCCGAUCAUACAAAUCCCGCGGACUAUUACAUUGAUGUAAGCCUUUUUUUAGUAAUGAGAUUUCAUAUGUUUUUUCUUGUUUCCAGAUUCUUGCAAUCCGCCCGUCUGAAGCUGAAAAGUGUAAAAAAGUUUGCAAAUUUCUGACUGAUGAUUUCUCAAAAAGCAGUUACAAGAAGAAACUUUUGACAAUUAUGGACAAAACAAAACAUGCAAAAGCAAUGACUCCUCAUCGCGGUGCAAAUUAUCUAAAUAUUUUAUUUGCACUUUUAUAUCGCUAUAGUUUGGAUAAUCUUCGGAAUCCGGCAAUCAUGAGAGCAAAAGUUGUUCAAAAAAUAUUCAUGGGAUUGUUUCUUGGCUUGUUAUUUUUCCAAUUAGAUGUUGAUCAAGAAGGUUUAUCUGGUUAUAAAGGCGCAUUGUUUUAUUAUAUCUCAGAGCUCACAUAUUCAACAAUUUAUGGAAUUCAAGCAUUUAUGCCAGCUGAUUAUCCGCCUUUACUUCGAGAAUAUCAUGAUCGAACUUAUCCUUUGUCAUCAUAUUAUUUAGCAAAACUCUUGUCAUUUUUGCCAAUCUUCACAAUUGAUGGAAUGAUUCUUGUUUUUUGUUCAUAUUUUUUCGUUGGAUUUCCUAUAACUUUUCUUCAAUUUAUGAGACAAUUAUUCACUUGUAUGGUUAUUGAAUGGAAUGUUGCUGCGUUGGGAAUUGCGGUUUGCGCGGUAAUUUAUUUAUUGGAAGUUUUUUGAAAAUAUUCAUAUUUUUAUAGACAGCCCCAUCUUAUGCGAUUGCGGUUACUGUAACUGGCCCAAUUUUAACCGUGUUUUCUUUAACUGGUGGAAUCUUCACAAAUACUGCUGAAAUGCAUGCUUGGAUCAGUUGGGUGCAAUAUUUAUCUUGGUUUAGAUAUGGUUUUGAAUCACUGACUGUCAAUCAAUUCACCCAUGAAAAAUUUGCCAAUAUUUCUUGUGAAGUUCGAACACCGGAUAAUGCGAAUUAUCAACUUCCAGAAGGACAAUGUGAAUCAAACGGGAUGAAAGUAAUUGAGAAUUUCAAUUUCCAUCCGGAUAAUAUGUAUUUUAAUUGGUUGGCUAUGAUUUAUCUGACUGUUAUGAUAUAUGUUUUGGGAUAUAUUGGUUUGGUGAGACGUGUUAUGGCGGAGAAAUAA